Molecule: messenger RNA, 1474 nt
Organism: Prunus avium (sweet cherry)
Lineage: Eukaryota; Viridiplantae; Streptophyta; Magnoliopsida; Rosales; Rosaceae
Gene: YY1
Product: zinc finger (C2H2 type) family protein
Biological process (GO): regulation of transcription by RNA polymerase II
Cellular component (GO): PcG protein complex; transcription regulator complex; chromatin
Molecular function (GO): RNA polymerase II cis-regulatory region sequence-specific DNA binding; DNA-binding transcription factor activity, RNA polymerase II-specific
Source: RefSeq, a predicted model, not a curated record
UUAAAUUAAAUUUUGUAGAAGUUGGGUUAGGCCUCCGGCCGUUGACCCGACCCGGAAAACAGACAUGAAGUGAUGAACCGACAUAGCAAGACCUGCUCAACCCAAAGCUUUAUCUCCUUCACGAUCUCUCUCUAAUAUCCAAACGCUAAUUCUAGCCCUAAUCCUAGUCUUGGAAUUCAAAUAAGGGCGUCGAACAAAAGGAGAACGAGAUGGAGACCCAAUUCCAUCACAAUUACUUCGAGAGGCGCCCCAUCUUCAGAUCCAAGACUCCCGCUGUUAAAUGGUUUAAAGAAUGGGUUCCCCAAGAUGCUGUAGCAACUGGUGGGAAGUGCUCUCUAUUGAAAUGGGUCACAGCGGAUACAAUAAAGGCUUUGAAUGAGAAAUCAAAAGAAACUGUGGCACCAGAGCCAGAGCCAGAACCAACAACCGAAGUGCUUUUUCUAUGCAGCUAUGAAGGCUGUGGGAAGACCUUUAUUGAUGCUGGUGCUUUGAGGAAGCAUUCACACAUCCAUGGGGAAAGACAAUAUGUUUGUCACUAUGAGGGUUGUGGAAAGAAAUUUUUGGAUAGUUCAAAGUUGAAAAGACACUUUCUUAUUCAUACUGGAGAGAGAGAUUUUCGGUGUACUUAUGACGGCUGUGGUAAGGCCUUCUCCCUGGAUUUCAACCUUAGGUCUCACAUGAAAACACAUUCGCAAGAGAACUAUCAUAUUUGUCCAUACCCAGACUGUGGAAAGAGAUAUGCGCAUGAAUACAAGCUUAAAAACCACAUUUCGGCUCACCAUGAGAAGAGUGCGAUGGUGGACGUGCCAAAAUAUGCUACCCCACCUGCAGAGAAGCAAAUCAAAACUCCCAAGCCUCCUGCAGGGGUUUAUGGCUCUGCAUCAUCUGAUCGCCCUUAUGCUUGUCCUUAUGAAGGGUGUGAAAAGGCCUACAUCCAUGAAUACAAGCUUAAACUACAUCUCAGGAGAGAGCAUCCUGGCCAUAUGUCCGAUGAGAAUGCGGAGAAUGCACCUAAUAAUGCUGACAAUGAGAUGGAUGAAGCCAGUGAUCAAGAUGCCUAUGCUGGAAAACGUGUGAAUGGCAAGAGCCAGAAACAAAACAGGCCCAAACCAAACUUAAAGUUCCCGCCUGCAAAAGUUGUUCAGCGUAAAGGCUCAACUCCAUCUCCUGCCACUAUGAACACAAUGAAAAAACCCUGGCCCGUCAAGGAUGAAGUAGUUUACGAGGAAGAAGAUAGUGAAGAGACAGAGGAGGACCGCGACAAUGUUGAGGAUGGUUGGAGGUACGGUGAAAACAAUGAUGACGAUGAUGAAGAAACAGAGGACGAAGACUAGAUACACAGGGAGGCACUUUUAUUUUUAUUUUCCUUUUUCUCUUGAUGGACAUGGAGGCACUUUGUAUGUAACCCACCUACUGCCAUUUCUUUUUGUUAAUUUACCUUUGGAAUGGACAAUGCAGUUAGGCAUUUAUACCA